Molecule: messenger RNA, 1960 nt
Organism: Spathaspora passalidarum NRRL Y-27907
Lineage: Eukaryota; Fungi; Ascomycota; Pichiomycetes; Serinales; Debaryomycetaceae
Exons: 1
Coding region: 69-1442 (457 amino acids)
Source: RefSeq, a predicted model, not a curated record
ACAAAUAAUGAGAACAAGCCAUAGCUACUUAAAUUACUGUCUAAUUAAACAUCCAAUAUGUUGAUAUAAUGAAAUUAAUACAAUCUGCACUUUUCCGACUAUCUUUUUCCAAGUUCCCACAUCAUAAAGGCUUCCUUCAAGUUAGAUUAAAUUCUCACCAUGUUACAAAUCAUGCUCUAAAUGACCACUUUACGUCUCCUGGACUAAUAGAACAUGGCGAAUCACUCAUGGAUGAUGCUUCAAUUGAUGAUUUAACACAAUGGUUAGUCAAGCAGAACUCCAAACGAAGAAGAAAGGCAAACAGAAUACAAAAUACAAUCAAUCGGUUGACCAAACAAUUCACUAAACAAGAGGCUGAAAUUGAGAAGCUUCGUACAAGAAUAACUAGGCAGAUCGAUUAUUCACGAGGUAUUUAUACGAAAUUAGGUUGGUUUAUUGCACCCUCUCGAUCAUUUAACCAUCGGACUUUAGACGCAUUGAAUGAGUUGUUUGAUCAACGCGGAUUUACCAAGGAUACCCCACAGCAAGAAGUUCAACAGGUUGUACAAGACUAUUAUGAAGUACAUACUGGAAAUGAGGUGGCAAAAUCUAAGAAUAAAUUUACAGUAGAUCACGAUUUGAAAGUCAGAAUAGGCAGAUAUAUCAUCAAGGAUUCUUCAAAAAGUCGACAAUUUAUAUUGUGGAAUCACUACUUGUAUACGAGGUUAUCUGAAUUAACAAGUGAUAUCACAGACUUGGCAAAAGUUCGUAUGGUGGCCGACGAAUGGGUAGCUAUGUUUCAACAAAGGACGAAAUAUUGGUAUACUUAUUAUCACAGCCACAAGAGAACCAUUAUUUCUGUAUCAAAAGAAAUUGACCUCGCUCUUAGAACAUCCAAAUUCAAAUUGCGACCAGUUCCAAAGGGUAUUUCUAGAAUCAGGUGCACCAAUUCUAAAGGCAUUAAUAGUCUCAAAGAUACAGUAACACUAGCACAUGCAUGGGAUUAUUAUCAUCGUUUGAAACGGCCACAAUUUGAACUGGAAAGUUCUUUUGGAUUCAAUUUUUCUCUAGAUAGCCAUGAAUUUAAGAAGUUUAUUGAUAAGUUAGUAAGAGAUCGCUGGCUCGAAUUAAGUUCCAAAGAAAAAGAAGCUUAUCGUCUGCACUAUGAAAGAAUAUUAUCAGGAAAAGUUGAAUAUGAAGAUUGUUUUAAACUGCAAGAUAAACUCACCAUUUUAGGAAAGGAUUGGUAUACCUUUGAUUAUUAUUCUGUGGUAAGUACAGGCAAACUUUGGCAACUUGAAAAUCAAUGGAAGUUCAUGAAUUCUGAAAAACGAGAGAAAAUAACCCAGGAAUUUAAGCGAUAUUUAUUAUCAGGUGGUAAGGAAUUUAGAAGAAAGAAGCUUUUACGCUUAGAGAAAUAUUUUGGACGCAGAAAUCAAUUACAAGGCAUUCAUGAAUAUUAGAAACGAUUGAAAAGUCGGCAACUUGAGCCAGAAUAGCAAAUAGAUAUAGAAUAAACAUGAAUGAAAAAGAUCGUGAUUCUAUUUAUAAUAAUUAACGAAGAGCCUUAUACAAAAGUGUAUGAAUGAUUAACACGUUGAAGGCAAACACUAUAGAAUGGAUAAAUUGCAUCAAUUGUACCAGAUAAAGCUGAAGUUGUCGAAGGUGGUAAUGUUGAACUCGCUAGCAAGAACUUAUUUCACUGUUUAUGCUCACUAUGACAAGAUAUAAUUGAUAUAGGAAAGAAGGGUUUCCUUAUAUCAAAUGAAAAAUGAAUGGAGUACAAUAACAUGGAAGCUAUAUUUAAGACAAACAAGUUCAAUAGAAGAAGCACAGCAAUAUUGUUGAGUGAGAAGGAUCGUUGGGAUGCACAAUUGAUGUCGCUAGCCAAGAUCGAGGAAUUGUAAAAAAAAAGCACCUAUUAUUUGAUUUCAGAUUACAUGUAAAUAGUAUAUAGAAUAAUACUUAAUCGUGAACAUUA